AUGGAUGAUGGCGAUGUGGAUGAUUUAAAGUAUUUUGAUCGGCGGAAAGCUGAUUCUGAAACAUUUCUAUUGCCAUCCGACUUCGCAAUGGCUUCAGAGCUUGAUAAUAACUGGCAAAACAGUGAUGAUAGGGCUAUUUAUAGCAGUGGCAAAUUUGAGGGUGAUAUGGAUAUUGAUGUUAUUAAAUUAGAAAGUAUCUAUUCAAAUGUUGAUAAGGAUGAUACAUAUCCGCAAAACAAUGUGCUGUAUAAUGCGGUACGAAAUCGACACCAACUGUGGCCUAGUUCCCGAAUACCGUAUGCCAUGAGUAGCCAGUACAGUCCAUAUAGUCGUUCGGUAAUAGCAUCUGCAAUGGAGGAGUAUGCGCAACGUACAUGUGUUCGUUGGGUACCGCGAUCUUUUGAGGAUUAUGAUUAUAUUUACAUAAUGCCCGAUCGAGGAUGCUAUUCAAUGGUUGGCAAAACAGGUGGCAAACAAACAGUAUCGCUCGGUAUGGGAUGCAUACAAAAGGGCAUCAUAAUGCAUGAAUUGAUGCACGCGGUCGGGUUUUUCCAUGAACAGUCCAGAAGUGAUCGAGAUAAUCAUAUAACAGUGCUUUGGGGAAACAUACAACCUGGAAUGCAGGGGCAGUUUGAAAAAUACGAUCAUGGUAUAAUCGAUUUUCUGGGUGCUGAGUAUGAUUAUGAUUCAAUUAUGCAUUACGGACCGCGAGCAUUUAGUCGCAAUGGUCAACCAACACUAGUGCCGAAAAUUCCCGUUACUAUUGGUGUGACUGAAAUACAGAGCGUAACGGCAACUUCAUCACCUAAAAUUAAUGAAAGUCAGAAACCCACGAAUGCAUCCAUACGUCUGAUCAUCACUGAAUCCUGCAGAAACAUUCGUUCAAAUUGUAAUGAUCUCGUCGUUUAUGGAUGGUGUGUAAGCAACCCACGAUGGAUGAAACAUUACUGCCCAAAAAGCUGUAACAUGUGCAACAAUUUUACAGUUCAGCCAUGUGUGGACCAGCGGUCGGACUGUUUUACACUUGUGCAAAAUGGCCACUGUACAAUUUCAAACGCAUUUAUGCACGUUUUCUGCCCAAGAUCAUGUGAUUUUUGCAAGUCAGUGCAAGUGUUAAACAAUGAAACAGUGACAAUAGCAAAAUUAUCGACUACAGGUUCAGUAAUAACAACUACAACAGAGGCAACAACGAGGAAGCUCAACAGACUAAAACAAUCGUUUGGAACCGCAUGGAGAAAGCUAAUCAAUUCAAAAAUAAAUCCCACUGAAGUAUCUUCAACACAAAAAACGUGCAGCGAUCGGAAACGUUUCUGCACUCAUUGGAAAAAUGUUGGAUUCUGCAAAGGACUGUUUUCUAGUUUUAUGAUAGAAAACUGUCAACGGUCAUGUAAAAUGUGCACUAGUGAUGAUGAAUUUUCCGAGUGA
This is a messenger RNA of Cercopithifilaria johnstoni, 1425 nucleotides long. The record is from the annotation of a GenBank genome assembly. NCBI's taxonomy places the organism in Eukaryota, Metazoa, Nematoda, Chromadorea, Rhabditida, Onchocercidae.